Molecule: messenger RNA, 1748 nt
Organism: Saccostrea cuccullata (small rock oyster)
Lineage: Eukaryota; Metazoa; Mollusca; Bivalvia; Ostreida; Ostreidae
Exons: 7
Coding region: 105-1748 (547 amino acids)
Source: RefSeq, a predicted model, not a curated record
CUCUUCAAUUUUAUGAGUGUAGAAAGAUUUCCAUCGACUACCCAUCUGGAAAAAAGUCAGCUCUUGUUGUCAACGACACUCUUCAGAAGGUCUCCAAGGGAAUAAUGAGGAACAACAUACCAGCAAUAAUUGAUGCUCUGGCUAAUUCCUACCCAGAGGAACUUGUGGAUGGGGCAACAAAAUUGCUAGCAGCAGAAGCAAAGCAGUACUGUCAGAGACACAGUGGUUCUAUUUUAGAGAGAAAAUCUUUUGAGGAACUCCUGAGCUUUUCCUGGGAUUCUUUAUACAAGGACCUUGAGAGUAAAGCACCAAAUCUGCUGAAGUGUAUAUCAACACUAGUGUCUGACAAGCCAAUUAUUGCAGGAGAAAAGCAGUACAUACAAUUGCUACAUUCCAUUGCCACUGUGCUUCAUGCAAGAAAUCAAGAAAGUUCCGCACUGCAGUACCUUUGUGGAUUUCUUUUGAAACAUGGAGGGUGUACUCAAAGGGACAUUGAACGUCUGUGCAAGUUAGGAGUGACUGUGUCCCCAUUGUCAAUUCAGAAUAAGUUGGCCUCCUCACAUCAUAUUCUUGAUUGCAAAAUUAUGCAGUUGAAAGAAGACUGGGUGAAUCAAUGCACACAAGCAGCAAGGUAUCAGCUGGUUGGUGACAACUGGGACAAGGAUAUAUUGCUGUCCUAUAGAACAAGUGAACAGAGUACCCAGUCCCUCCAUCUAUUUAAUGUGCUGGCUGUUGUGGAUAGAGUACCAGUGGUUGAAGAGGAGAUGCAUCCUGUAAAUGAAGACAUCACCAUCUCUUCCUUUCUCCCUUCCUUGGAUGAACAAAAGAUUUUAGAAAAGGAGCUUGUUUUCCUAGUGGCUUCAAUACUGAUUGAGCAUAUACCUUCCCUUGAAUCUGAGUUGAAGGAUAUAUAUCCUGACCAUCUUCAGCAUGAAUUUAGUAAUUAUGCCGGGUUAAAAACCAAACAGUAUCCACUUGGGUUGUAUGACUGUGAUGAAAAGAAAACUGUGGAUGUUAUUCAACUUCUGCAGACACUUCAAAAGAAGUAUGUUCCUAUGAAAGAGGAUGGUACCUUUGUAGAACCCAUAUUUUUUGGUGGAGAUAGACUCACUGAUGAAAGAAUUCAGGGGGCACAAGCAGCAAUGAAGAAUGGAAAUACUGAGGCAUCAAGACUUGAAGGAUUUAUAUCAAAGAUUGAGGAUUUUCAUCGUUUAAUGAAUUUUAUGGAGGCAAUUUACAAACUGACGUACAACACCGAUUCAUCUAUGGAUCAAGGUACCAUGUCCUAUUACCGGAAUCUCCUGAAUUCACGAGAUGUUAAAGGAAAAGUGAAAAAUGCCUACAGGCCUCACAAAAUGCUGUAUUAUACAGUGUUGGAUGCCAUAUGCUGCGCCAUGUUUCUACAUUUGGAAGGUUUAAAUUCGAUACAAGAUUUCACAUUACCAGCAGACUUCAGAAAUUAUUCAACUGAUGAGCAGAUUGGUUGGUUAAAUAGCAAAACCCAAACUAUUGUGCAGAUGUUCUUCUUUGAAGAUGUGGAGGAUAUGAUGAAAGAUGUCCGUGAUAUUGUUACAGAUCCAAAUCAUCCCGAUAACUAUUGGGUUUCAAACAAAGUUGAAGAUCGCUUGCAGUGUCACCACUGCGAUAAAACAUAUGCAUGCGUGGGAAGUUUACAAAUUCACGAAGCCAAUCAGCAUCAAGUAUCACGUCCAAAGAAGAAAAUAGUAAAGUAUAAAGCUGAUGACUAG